UCUCCUCUUGUAGCAGGACGCUAUAACUCCGAGGGCCCGUGUCUAGUUCACAUACCGUAACAUCUAGACUGAGUAUAAGACUCGGCCAUAUUUCCUUGUUGUUAUCUCCUUUCUUCAUUCCUAUCUUCAGCCAUUUAUACCCCCUUGGCUCCACCGCAGACCUCAUUCUCUGAGUGUUCUCAUGGUAUUCCCUCUUCGCAUAUCUGAAUUAUCAUAUAUUACGAGACCAUGGUGAACGCCAAAUCCGCCCUCACCUUUCUAGGCGGUGCUUCCUUGACUCUGGCUCAGGCUUCCUACCCGUCUCAUCCUUUCUAUGUGUCUCAUCCCGACAGAGCUGAUGCCGUCAAGGCAGCUUUCCAGCGUUCUUGGGACGGAUAUUACCAAUAUGCGUUCCCUAAUGACACCCUGAGACCUAUCUCAAAGGGGUACCAGAAUGACCGAAAUGGAUGGGGAGCUAGUGCAGUUGAUGCCAUUUCUACGGCUCUAGUAAUGGGAAAUGCAGAUGUUAUCAACGAGAUUGUGGACCAUAUCCAGACCAUCAACUUUAACGCCACUGCUCCUGGUUCGGAAAAUGUCUCCGUAUUUGAGACUACUAUCCGUUACUUGGCCGGUCUCCUCUCAGCAUAUGACUUCCUAUCUGGUCCUCUAAAACAAUACGCGAAAGACCAGGCUUCUGUCGACAAGAUUCUUGAGCAGGCAAUAACUCUAGCUGAUAUUCUUAGCGUGGCGUUCGAAACGCCCAGCGGAGUUCCUAUUAAUACGCUAAUCUACAGCUCUGACGGCUAUCAUGUUGGUGGUGAUUCUACCAACGGUAUUGCUACGAUUGGAACUUUGGUGCUUGAGUGGACUCACUUGAGUGACAUCACUGGAGAUGAUAAAUAUGCCAAGCUGACACAGGUUGCUGAGGACUACCUUCUCAACGUGCGCAACCCGGAUGUAGGCGAGCCUUACCCUGGGUUGAUUGGAACCAAUGUCAGGGUUUCCGAUGGCACUUUCGCAGACUCGAGCGGUGGUUGGAAUGGCGGCACUGACUCAUUCUACGAGUACCUCAUCAAGAUGUAUGUCUACGACCAGGACCGUUUCGGUUUUUACAAGGACCGAUGGAUCGCCGCUGUCGAUUCGAGCAUCGAGUUCCUGGCCUCUCAUCCCACCAGUCGUCCCGAGUUGACGUUCCUUGCCGCCUAUGAUGGGCGCGACAAGCUCGACUUCGUGUCUACGCAUCUCGCAUGCUUCGACGGCGGCAGCUUUAUUCUUGGCGGACUGACUCUUGACAGCCCCAAGUAUAUAAAGUUCGGACUCGACCUUGUGAACGCGUGUCACGAGACCUACGUCGCUACUGCCACAGGUAUCGGGCCGGAGGUUUUCAACUGGCAAGACAGCAAGGUGGCGGCCAAUGCUAGCAACAACAGUCCGCCUCCUAAGGACUCUGCCGAAUUCUAUAAGACCGCCGGCUUCUGGAUCCCGCCCGGCGGCGGGAGCUACGUGCUGCGCCCCGAGGUCAUCGAGAGCUUCUACUACGCGUACCGCGCGACUGGCGACUCCAAGUACCAGGACUGGGCGUGGGAGGCAUUCCAGAACAUCAACGCGACGUGCAGCGCCGGCGUCGGGUACAGCUCCAUCCAGAACGUCAACGUCGUUGGCGGCGGCGGCUUCGACGACUUCCAAGAGAGUUUCUGGUUCGCCGAGGUGCUCAAGUACAGCUAUCUGAUCCAGGCCGACGACGCAGAGUGGCAAAUCAAUGCCGCGCACGACAACACCUGGGUUUUCAACACCGAGGCGCACCCUUUCCUCGUCAAGGGUGAACACAUCUAGACUUGACGCUAGGUUUACCGCAAGUAGACAGGUGAACACUACUCUUGCAUUGGGUCGGCGUUAAUUGGAUAAUUCGUUUGCAUAUAUUUUUUGGUGUCACUAUUUAUUAGGCAAUAUAUUAUCUAAUUCCAAAUACCUGGUGCGGCUGAAUGUUACAUCUGUUUGACGACGUGUUACUUACAUGUCUCUCCCUACUCUAACCCGCAAUCCCGUAUUGAUACUGAUGUUACCAGCUCACAAGCUUAAAUGUCUA
Messenger RNA from Daldinia caldariorum, 2065 nucleotides. RefSeq names its product glycoside hydrolase family 47 protein. Gene Ontology annotation, molecular function: calcium ion binding; mannosyl-oligosaccharide 1,2-alpha-mannosidase activity. The coding region runs from base 229 to 1812 and encodes 527 amino acids. Lineage: Eukaryota; Fungi; Ascomycota; Sordariomycetes; Xylariales; Hypoxylaceae. Gene Ontology annotation, cellular component: endoplasmic reticulum; Golgi membrane. Gene Ontology annotation, biological process: N-glycan processing; carbohydrate metabolic process. The transcript has 3 exons. The record is from RefSeq and is a predicted model, not a curated record.